Oryzias melastigma (Indian medaka) is the source of this 4908-nucleotide messenger RNA. RefSeq names its product plasma membrane calcium-transporting ATPase 1. Gene Ontology annotation, biological process: calcium ion transmembrane transport; regulation of cytosolic calcium ion concentration. The record is from RefSeq and is a predicted model, not a curated record. Gene Ontology annotation, cellular component: intracellular membrane-bounded organelle; membrane. NCBI's taxonomy places the organism in Eukaryota, Metazoa, Chordata, Actinopteri, Beloniformes, Adrianichthyidae. The coding region runs from base 373 to 4167 and encodes 1264 amino acids. Gene Ontology annotation, molecular function: ATP hydrolysis activity; ATP binding; P-type calcium transporter activity. The transcript has 21 exons.
AGGCCGCUCUGACCAGUCUGACAGAGGAAGAAAGGUGGAGUGAUGGCCUAAAGCAGCUGCUCAGCCAGGAGGGCAGGGAGCGCUGCCUAUGCCUGUCAGAGAACGAAGCUCCAGUGAGUGUGGUGACGGGUUGGUCUGCGGUGGUUUCUGAGUAAGUUGUGGCUGGUUAUGGAGCGGUCCUGGAGCUCGGAUCGUGACGCGGCUCAGAGUAAUUGCACUGCCACUAAUACCUGCUGUUACUAACAGAAGGCAAUGGGGGAAGUUUCUUCACACCAUCCCUGUCAGGCUGGAUCUGCACUUCAGGCUCAAAACUGAGUCUGAGUUUUUUUUUUUUUUUGGGAAGUUCCUUUUUGAGUUCCUGACAGAGAAGACAUGGCCAACAACUCGUUUCGUGGCUCCAAAUACAGGGACCGGGGCGAAGCCAGCCGUGAGGCAGAGUUCAGCUGCUCUCUGCUGGAGCUCCGCUCUCUCAUGGAACUACGAGGAGUGGAGGCCAUCAGCAGGAUCCAGGAGUCUUACGGAGACGUUAAUGGACUCUGCCUCAAGCUGAGAACUUCACCUGUGGAAGGUCUGGAUGGGAAUUCGGAGGACAUCGACAGGAGGAAGGAAGAGUUUGGACAGAACCUCAUACCUCCUAAAAAGCCAAAAACCUUUUUACAGUUAGUGUGGGAAGCCCUGCAGGAUGUCACGCUCAUCAUCCUGGAGGUGGCAGCCAUCAUUUCACUAGGCCUUUCAUUUUACAGCCCACCAGAUGCCGAGAGACAGCAAUGUGGCAAAGCAGCGGGCGGAGUUGAGGAGGAGGGAGAGGCGGAGACGGGAUGGAUCGAAGGCGCGGCCAUCCUCCUCUCGGUGGUCUGUGUGGUGCUGGUGACAGCCUUCAACGACUGGAGCAAAGAGAAGCAGUUCCGCGGGCUUCAGAGCCGAAUCGAGCAGGAGCAGAAGUUCACCGUGGUCCGAGGGGGGCAAGUGAUCCAGAUCAAAGUGUCUGAGAUUGUCGUCGGGGACAUUGCACAAGUCAAGUACGGUGACCUCCUCCCCGCUGACGGCGUCUUGAUCCAAGGCAACGACCUGAAGAUUGACGAAAGCUCUCUGACCGGAGAGUCAGAUCACGUCAAAAAGAGUCUGGACAAAGACCCCAUGUUGCUGUCAGGGACUCAUGUCAUGGAGGGAUCUGGUAAGAUGGUGGUCACCGCCGUCGGCGUCAAUUCUCAGACUGGAAUCAUCUUUACGCUACUCGGCGCCGGCGAUGAAGGCGACAGUGAAGAGAAGAAGGAAAAAAAGAAGGAGGAGAAGAAAUCAAAAGAUAAAAAGGACAAAAAGAGUAAAAAAGACAAAGACAAGAAAGGGAAAACCAAGGAUGGAGCCACUGUGGAGAUGCAACCACUAAACGAGGAUGAAGAGAAAAAAAAGAAAAAUUUACCCAAGAAGGAGAAGUCUGUCCUCCAGGGGAAGCUCACCAAGCUUGCUGUCCAGAUCGGUCAAGCAGGUUUGCUCAUGUCUGCUCUGACUUUUCUUAUCCUCAUCACUCGCUUCCUGAUUGAUAACUUCUGGAUUCAGGGUGUCCCCUUUACCCCUGAGUGUGUGCCGGUCUACAUCCAGUUUCUGGUCAAGUUCUUCAUCAUUGGCGUGACUGUGCUGGUGGUGGCGGUGCCUGAAGGUCUCCCUCUGGCUGUCACCAUCUCCCUGGCUUAUUCUGUCAAGAAAAUGAUGAAGGACAAUAAUCUGGUUCGCCAUUUGGAUGCCUGUGAGACGAUGGGCAACGCCACAGCUAUCUGCUCCGAUAAGACCGGUACACUCACAAUGAAUCGCAUGAGGGUGGUGCAGAUCUACAUCGCUGGGCUGCACUUCAAAAAGGUGCCUGAUCCAGACCUGCUCCCAGCCAAGAUCCUAGAUCUGCUCAUCCUGAGCAUUGGAGUCAACAGCGCCUACACCACCAAGAUUAUGCCUCCAGAGAGGGAAGGUGGGCUGCCCCGCCAGGUUGGAAACAAGACCGAAUGUGCUCUGCUGGGACUCUGCCUCGACCUUCGACGAGACUACCAGAACAUUCGCAACGAGUUUCCUGAAGAGAAGCUCUUCAAAGUCUACACCUUCAACUCUGUAAGGAAGUCCAUGAGCACAGUUCUCAGGCACCACGAUGGCAGUUACCAGAUGUUCAGCAAAGGGGCUUCUGAGAUUCUGCUCAAGAAGUGCUGCAAAAUCUUGAUGGCUAGUGGCAAGCCUAAAGUCUUCAAACCUCACGAUCGAGAAGACCUGGUGAAAAAGGUGAUUGAGCCGAUGGCUUCAGAGGGGCUCAGAACCAUCUGCAUAGCCUACAGAGACUUCCCUGUAUCUGAAGGAGAGCCUGACUGGGACAAUGAGGCCGAAAUCCUCACUGGACUCACGUGCGUCGCAGUGGUCGGGAUUGAGGACCCCGUGAGACCUGAGGUGCCAGAAGCCAUCAGGAAAUGUCAGCGCGCAGGAAUCACUGUCCGCAUGGUGACAGGAGACAACAUCAACACUGCCCGGGCCAUUGCCACCAAGUGUGGCAUCUUGCAACCUGGAGAUGACUUUCUGUCCAUGGAGGGCAAAGAGUUCAAUCGCAGGAUUCGCAACGAGCAAGGCGAGAUUGAGCAGGAACGUUUAGACAAGAUUUGGCCCAAGCUGAGAGUUCUGGCUCGAUCUUCUCCGACAGACAAACACACGUUAGUCAAAGGUAUAAUCGACAGCACCGUGCUGGAGCAGAGGCAGGUUGUCGCGGUAACUGGAGACGGAACGAACGAUGGCCCCGCCCUCAAAAAGGCAGAUGUUGGCUUUGCCAUGGGCAUUGCAGGGACGGACGUGGCAAAGGAGGCGUCGGACAUCAUCCUGACAGACGACAACUUUACCAGCAUCGUCAAAGCUGUCAUGUGGGGCAGGAACGUGUACGACAGCAUCUCCAAGUUCCUGCAGUUCCAGCUCACGGUCAACGUAGUGGCUGUUACCGUGGCAUUCACUGGAGCCUGCAUUACUCAGGACUCUCCUCUCAAAGCUGUACAGAUGUUAUGGGUCAAUCUCAUCAUGGACACCUUCGCCUCACUGGCGCUCGCCACCGAACCGCCCACUGAAGCCCUGCUGCUCAGGAACCCAUACGGCCGCAAGAAGCCGCUCAUCUCACGCACAAUGAUGAAGAACAUUCUGGGUCACGCCGUCUACCAGCUGACCAUAAUCUUCACUCUGCUUUUUGUUGGUGAGAAGAUCUUUGACAUCGACUGUGGCAGAAACACCCCCCUCCACGCGCCCCCCUCCGAGCACUACACCAUUGUGUUCAACACGUUUGUCCUGAUGCAAAUCUUCAACGAAUUCAACGCUCGCAAGAUCCACGGGGAGAGGAACGUGUUCGACGGCGUCUUCAGGAACCCCAUCUUCUGCUCCAUCAUUCUGGGAACCAUCAUCGUGCAGGUGACUCCUGUUUGUUGCAAAAACCAUCAGUUUACCAGAAAAUAUGAAUUCCUUCCCAUGUUUUCUGUCCUGCAGUUUGUCAUUGUGCAGUUUGGAGGCAAACCGUUCAGCUGCUUUCCUUUGACCCUGGAGCAGUGGCUCUGGUGUGUGCUGCUGGGCCUCAGCAGUCUUCUGUGGGGACAGCUCGUCUCCAGCGUUCCCACGAGCUGGCUGAAGUUUCUGAAGACGGCGGGUCACGGGACGCAGCAGGAGGAGAUCCCUGAGGAGGAGCUGGAGGAGAUGAAGGACAUGGAUGAGAUUGAUCACGCAGAGAUGGAGCUGAGGAGGGGCCAGGUGCUCUGGGUCCGAAGCCUCAACCGCAUCCAGACACAGAUCCGGGUGGUCAACGCUUUCCGAGACAGCGUCUCUCCUUACGAAGGCUUGGAGACUCCUGAGUCUCGCAACUCCAUCCACAAUUUCCGCAACUACCCCGAGUUCAGCAUCGAGGACUUAGAGCCUCAGAUCCCCCUCAUCGAUGAGAACGAGGGUGAGGACGAGCCCCCCACCAAGCGAAACUCCAUCCCCCCGCCCCUGACCGGACUGUCCAACCUGUCGGCUCCGCCUCUGUCCUCGCCCACCGAGAACAAUGCCAUGGACCGCCCUGUCCCGCUGCACAGAGACGGCUCCAGGUCUGGUCUCAUCCCCCCCAACUCUGCGGGGCUGCCCCCCUGUCCGGGGAGCCCCCUGCACAGCCUGGAGACCUCCCUAUAAAACGUCCAUUUUUAACCUCAAGAGUUCCUCUGAAAUAUGAGGAAUAAAAAGACAUUUUACAGUUGAAGGGACUGACAGGAAGCAGGGAGGGUUCACUGAACCCACAUUGUUGUUCAGGAAGUCUAUCUGUUGAUGUUUAGCUGAGGAGUUUUUGUGAAGUGAUCCGAUUCUGGUUCUGAUGUGUAAAUAAUCUGUUGGCGUAGUCAGCUAAUUUAAACCCACAGUUUACGACAUCAGACGUGAGCUGAUGGGGAUGAGUUCAAGUUCAGUGUUCGGCGUUGUGAUUUAAGGAAUCCCUCACACAGAUGUUUAGUUUCUAUUUAUUAAAGCGGGGAGGGGGGUACCCCCAGACACAUCGCAGACCCCAGACCAGUGAAGAUGGUCGUUUCCUCCAUGUGGGAACUUCAUCAGGACGUCUCAGAGAAGUGCCGCCCACUCUCUCACCAUCCCACCAAACGACAACAACGUGGAAAAACAAACAUGGAGACUUUAUUUCUUCCCAGGUUGAGGUUUACAUUCCAAAUUGAUUCAUCUUUACGUGGUAAUCCCUGACAGGAACGAGCACGCUCACGGUCCGGAGUCCCUCCACCCGCUGAACGUGUCUGCUGUGUCCGGGGCUUGAACGUGUGUCUGGAGAGGGUUAACAGUCAAUCCUGACUUUAUGUUUUAGUGUUUUUUAUGUUUUAGCUUGUUAUUGUUGAAAAAUUGUGAAACAAAUGCUAUUAAAUGUCUAAAAAAGGA